AUGAGGCCUUCUUUAAAUUAUUUGAGAUAAUUAAGAAAUUAAAUAGUAUGGUCAGCAUCAGCCAUUGGAUUGACCACCCUAACACAAACCAAUUUUUGUACUACCAAAGAAUACUAUUUCAAUUAUGGAUCUCAUAUGAUACCUCAUCCUGAGAAAGUCCAUAAGGGAGGUGAAGAUGCUCUAUUUGCAGACAAAAAGAUCCUUGUUGUAGCAGAUGGUGUUGGUGGAUGGGCUGAGUUGGGAAUCGAUCCAGGGUUGUAUAGCAAAGAAUUAUGCAAAAAAUUAGAGGAAGCCUUCAAGUAGAAUCCUGAAGAUCUUAAGAACCCUAAAAAAUAUAUAAUUGCAGCUCAUAAGGUAACUAAAGCAAAGGGCAGCACUACGGUUUGUGUGGUAGCAUUAAAUAAAAGUGAAUUGAAAUCCUCCUUAGUCGGAGAUUCAGGAUUUGCCAUUUAUCGCAAAGUUGAUGAUAAAUAUCAAUUGAAUUACAAAUCUCAAGAAUAAUAGAAAUCAUUCAAUUUCCCAUAUCAAAUUGGAAGUGAAGGAGACAAUCCAAAUGUAGCUACAGAUGAGACUCAUAAAGUUUAGGUUGGAGACUUAUUAGUCUUGGGAACUGAUGGAUUGUUUGAUAAUAUGUCAGCUUAAUAAAUUCAAGUGGUCAUAGAAGAUGUUAUUAAGACCGAACCUAAUAAUCCUUAAGCAUUGGCUAAGUCAAUUGCUAAUUAUGCCUAUAGAUUAUCUUUGGAUCCUAAAUACAAUUCACCUUUCGCUCAGCAUGCUAAGCAGAGUAGGCUAAGAUAUAUGGGAGGAAAGAGUGACGAUAUAACAGUGAUUGUUGCAUUUAUUCAUGAAUAAUGAUUUAUUAAUAAUUUACAUAUCUAAUUGAUAUUACACAGGUUAA
Messenger RNA from Paramecium tetraurelia, 898 nucleotides. RefSeq lists its product as uncharacterized. Lineage: Eukaryota; Ciliophora; Oligohymenophorea; Peniculida; Parameciidae. The transcript has 3 exons. The record is from RefSeq and is a predicted model, not a curated record.